AUGGCAGAACAGCAACCCCCCACGACCGAGACAGCAGCAGCCGCCACCACAGAGUCAGGCGAGCAGGACAAGGUGUCCCCGGGCGUCCGGGCGGCGCGCCUGCAGGCCAUUUACGCGCAGGCCCUCGGCGGCACGCUCAAGAAGCUGAGCUGGGCCAACUUUGCGGGGUGCUACCCGACGGUGGCGCGGCGCGCCGAGGGGGUCCUGCGCCGCGUGCAGGAGCAGAUGGCGAGCCAGCUGCAGAUGCGAUGCGAGAAUGAGUUUGCCAAAAUCUUGGAAAAUAGACAGGUUGUGGGCAAGCUGAACGAGCUCGAGGCCCUGGUGAGCGACGCCCAGGGGGCGAGGGAAGAAGCCCAGGCAGCUGGCGCGACAGAACCACCGACGCCACCGCACACACGCCCGCCACGAAGCAUUCUCGCAGCGCACCUGCACCCGUCCCUCGCGCGGCACCGCGCGCAGCUGCACGCGCAGCUGCAGGCGACGCAGAGCCAGAACCGGCUGCUCGAGGGCCAGGUGCGCGAGCAGCGCGCCGAGGUCGAGGCGCUGCUGGCGCGCCUCGAGGACGCCGCGGCCGAUGUGCGCGCCGCCAACGAGGCCCUGGCGGCCGCCGUCGGGGCGCUCGUCGAGGAGACGCGCCUGGACGCCGAGCAUGUCUGA
This is a messenger RNA of Cordyceps militaris CM01, 657 nucleotides long. Its product is annotated as Nnf1. Gene Ontology annotation, biological process: chromosome segregation. The record is from RefSeq and is a predicted model, not a curated record. Gene Ontology annotation, cellular component: MIS12/MIND type complex. Bases 1 to 657 code for a protein of 218 amino acids. The transcript is spliced from 3 exons. Lineage: Eukaryota; Fungi; Ascomycota; Sordariomycetes; Hypocreales; Cordycipitaceae.